AUGGCUUUCAGAAGUUCUCGAGCUAAGAAGAUAUCGAUUCCUUAUCCGUUGAAAGCUCAGGAUCGUGACCCACCAAUACCUCACGUCAGGCACAGAUUAAUUCUUGGAGUUAAUGCUCAUCCUGGCCAAGUAGUUUCAUUUGUCUCCGUGAAAAAUGCCAAUCCCAUGACAGCAUGGAUCAGCAUGAUCAGAGGCAACCUUGGACAACCAUAUAUGCUACUAUCAGUAAUUGGAUUACCAGGCGCUGAAAUUAGACUACAUUUCAUUGCCUGCGCUGUGCCUCUUCAAAUUUCCACUACUGAAAGACCCACGACAACUUCGAUAAUCACUACACCGUCACCUACACCAACGCAUACACCAGGACCAACUGGUACAGGCACUCCUACAACAACACCUUGGCCGACAACUACAGGAUCAACUACUACAGGCAGUCCUACAACAACACCUCGGGAAACAACUCCUGGACCAACAACUACAGGCACUCCUACAACAACACCUUCGGAGACAACUCCAGGACCAACUACUACAGGCACUCCUGCAACAACACCUUGGCCGACAACUACAGGAUCAACUACUACAGGCAGUCCUACAACAACACCUCGGGAAACAACUCCUGGACCAACAACUACAGGCACUCCUACAACAACACCUUCGGAGACAACUCCAGGACCAACUACUACAGGCACUCCUGCAACAACACUUUGGCCGACAACUCCAGGACAAGAUACUACUACGACUAGCCCUGCACCAUCACCUACACCAACGUAUACUCCAGGACCACCUAAUACAGGCACUCCUACAUUACCGCCUGCAAAGACAAGUACUCCAGGACAUGAUACUAUUGCGAGCAGCCCUGCACCAUCUUCUCCCUCGAGCAGUUCAGCACCAUCUUCCCCCUCAAGCAGUCCAGCACCAUCUUCCCCCUCAAGCAGUCCUGCACCAUCUUCUCCCUCGAGCAGCCCUGCACCAUCUUCUCCCUCGAGCAGCUCUGCACCAUCUUCUCCCACAAGCAGCCCUGCACCAUCUUCUCCCUCGAGCAGCUCUGCACCAUCUUCUCCCACAAGCAGCCCUGCACCAUCUUCUCCCUCGAGCAGCUCUGCACCAUCUUCUCCCACAAGCAAGCAGCCCUGCUCUUCUCCCUCAAGCAGCUCUGCACCACCAUCUCCUUCCUCAAGCAGCCCUGCUCCAUCUUCUCCCUCGAGCAGUCCAGCACCAUCUUCUCCCUCGAGCAGCUCUGCACCAUCUUCUCCCACAAGCAGCCCUGCACCAUCUUCUCCCUCAAGCAGCUCUGCACCACCAUCUCCUUCCUCAAGCAGCCCUGCUCCAUCUUCUCCCUCGAGCAGUCCAGCACCAUCUUCUCCCUCGAGCAGCUCUGCACCAUCUUCUCCCUCGAGCAGCUCUGCACCAUCUUCUCCCUCGAGCAGCUCUGCACCAUCUUCUCCCUCGAGCAGCUCUGCACCAUCUUCUCCCUCGAGCAGCUCUGCACCAUCUUCUCCCUCGAGCAGCUCUGCACCAUCUUCUCCCUCGAGCAGCUCUGCACCAUCUUCUCCCUCGAGCAGCUCUGCACCAUCUUCUCCCUCGAGCAGCUCUGCACCAUCUUCUCCCUCGAGCAGCUCUGCACCAUCUUCUCCCUCGAGCAGCUCUGCACCAUCUUCUCCCUCGAGCAGCUCUGCACCAUCUUCUCCCUCGAGCAGCUCUGCACCAUCUUCUCCCUCGAGCAGCUCUGCACCAUCUUCUCCCUCGAGCAGCUCUGCACCAUCUUCUCCCUCGAGCAGCUCUGCACCAUCUUCUCCCUCGAGCAGCCCAGCACCAUCUUCCCCCUCAAGCAGCCCUGCACCAUCUUCUCCUUCAAACAGUCCUCCACCGUCUUCUCCCUCAAGCAGCCCUGCACCAUCUCCUCCCUCAAGCAGCCCUGCACCAUCUUCUCCCUCGAGCAGCCCUGCACCAUCUUCUCCUUCCUCAAGCAGCCCUGCUCCAUCUUCGUCUUUUCCAUCAAACAGCUCUGCACCAUCUCCUUCCUCAAGCACCCUUGCACCAUCUUCUCCCUCGAGCAGCCCUGCACCAUCUCCUUCCUCCAGCAGCUCUGCACCAUCUUCUCCCGCAAGUAGUCCUGUACCAUCUUCUCCAUCAAGCAACCCUGCACCAUCUUCUCCUUUAAACAGCCCUGCACCACCUUCUCCGUCGGCUGAUUCUUCGAGCAGCAGCUCAGAGUCGUCAUCAAUGGAAGAGGACUCAGAUGAGGACUGGUAUGAUAGUUGGACGAACUGGAUUUUGCGUUAA
This is a messenger RNA of Megachile rotundata (alfalfa leafcutting bee), 2280 nucleotides long. RefSeq lists its product as uncharacterized. The record is from RefSeq and is a predicted model, not a curated record. Lineage: Eukaryota; Metazoa; Arthropoda; Insecta; Hymenoptera; Megachilidae.